AUGGUUUUUAGAAGUCAUUUGAGAGAACUUCGCGAACGCUUCAGAGAACAGAAAUCGGUUCAUGAAAUCAUUCGGAAUAUCGCAUCAAAAAACGGGCUUGAUCCAUUGUCGCAUGAAUUUGCUCUAUAUCUCGAUGAUAAUGAUGAGUUGAAGCACUUGCGAGAAGAAUUUUCAUUUCCCAAAGUUAGUGAAUGUGUCCCCAAGGACGUAGUUCCUAUUAUAUCAGAAGAGGAAGCUGUUUAUUUGAGUGGAAAUUCACUUGGUCUACUCCCGAAGCGUACACGAAAGCUGAUCAAUGAAGAGCUUGAUGUUUGGGCGACAUCAGCCGUCGCGGCCCACUUUAACCACAAGUUUGGUCGAAAUUGGGCUAAUAUUGAAGAUCAAGUAAUUAGCAAGCUUACCGGGAUUGUUGGUGCAAAGCCAAUCGAAAUAGCUGUGAUGAAUACGCUGACGUCCAAUAUACAUCUUCUGCUGGCCUCAUUCUACACGCCGACUCAAUCGCGGUUCAAAAUCUUGAUAGAGGAAAAUUCGUUUCCCUCUGAUAGAUAUGCACUAGAGUCUCAGAUCAAGUUCCAUGGAUAUCUUCUUGAAGCUGCACUAAUCGAGAUAAAGCCACGACCGGGCGACAUUACACCUGAGAUUGAAGACGUUCUUAGUGUUAUUGAGAAAGAGGGUGAUAGCAUCGCAUUAGUAUUCAUGGAGGCAGUUAACUAUCACACUGGACAAUUAUUUGAUAUCCCAAAGAUUACAAAGGCAGCUCAGAAGAAAGGUUGCAUCGUUGUAUGGAAUCUUGCGCAUGCGAUCGGGAAUGUUGAACUAAAACUUCACGACUGGAACGUCGAUCUUGCUGUCUGGUGUUCGUACAAGUACUUAAAUUCGGGUCCGGGUGGGAUAGCCGGAAUUUUUGUGCAUGAAAAACACGCAUUUGAAUUUGACAGACCGAGAUUUGCCGGCUGGUGGGGUCACAAUAGAGAAACGAGGUUCUUGAUGAAUAAGUCUUUCCAGCCAAUACCUGGAGCAAAAGGUUUCCAAGUUUCCAAUCCCUCUGCUCUUGACAUGGUCGCUUUGUAUGGCUCACUCGAAGUAUUCUCUCAGACAAACAUGUCUGACCUUCGCCAUAAGUCAUAUCUAUUAACCGGUUAUCUUGAAUUUCUUCUCGACGAAAACCUCCACGGAAUUGGAUACAGGAUAAUUACGCCUCGCAAUCCUCACGAACAUGGCGCGCAAUUGUCGAUCAUGUUUGACGAAUUAAAGGCAGAGGAAAUUAUCAACGCGUUAUUAAUUCGGGGUAUUAUAUGUGAUGAAAGAAAGCAAACCGUUCUUAGAGUUGCUCCCGCCCCUUUGUACAAUCGCUUUUCCGAUGUAUAUAAAUUUGUCAAUGCUUUGAAAGCUGUAUUGUUGGAAAAGUAA
Messenger RNA from Paraglomus occultum, 1410 nucleotides. NCBI's taxonomy places the organism in Eukaryota, Fungi, Glomeromycota, Glomeromycetes, Paraglomerales, Paraglomeraceae. The record is from the annotation of a GenBank genome assembly.